Messenger RNA from Plenodomus lingam JN3, 327 nucleotides. The record is from RefSeq and is a predicted model, not a curated record. NCBI's taxonomy places the organism in Eukaryota, Fungi, Ascomycota, Dothideomycetes, Pleosporales, Leptosphaeriaceae.
AUGUUGAUUGGCGUAGGGAGAGAUAGUAUUACAAAGGCUACAUAUUCAACGGAUAGCACAGAUGCAAGCACUGCGGCAAACACAGCCGCAAGCACUGCGGCAAACACAGCCGCAAGCACUGCGGCAAACACAGCCGCAAGCACAGCGGCAAACACAGCCCCAAACACAGCCCCAAACACAGCCGCAAACACAGCCCCAAACACAGCCGCAAGCACAGCCCCAAGCACAGCCCCAAACACAGCCGCAAACACAGCCCCAAACACAACAGCAAACACAGCCGCAAACACAACAGCAAACACAGAGACCCUCAGAUCCGAUGUCUAUUAG